Messenger RNA from Lactuca saligna, 933 nucleotides. Lineage: Eukaryota; Viridiplantae; Streptophyta; Magnoliopsida; Asterales; Asteraceae. The record is from the annotation of a GenBank genome assembly.
AUGGCCAUCAUAAACUCAGAUUCAACUUUGAGCCUUCCAAUAGGUACCAAAAACCCUCAAAACCAUAGGGUUUUAAUUGAAGAAAUCGGUGGCCUAAUUAGGGUUUACAAAGAUGGACACGUGGAAAGACCUCAGAUCGUGCCAUGUGUGACGUGUACGUUACCCCUUGAACUUGGGGUAACAUGCAAAGAUUUGGUAAUCGACAAGUUUACAAACAUUUGGGCUCGUUUUUACGUCCCAAAAUGCAAUCUUGAGAAACUCCCUUUGCUUGUUUACUUCCAUGGAGGAGGGUUUUGUGUUGGUUCUGCGGCAUGGAGUUGUUACCACGAAUUUCUUGCAGUUUUAGCUCGUAAUGCUGGUUGUGUGAUCAUGUCAGUAGAUUAUCGUUUAGCACCUGAGAACCCUCUUCCAGCAGCGUAUGAAGAUGGCGAAAAGGCUCUGAUAUGGGUGAAACAACAAGCUCUAAGUGGAUCCAACAAAUGGUGGUUGAAGAACUGUGAUUUUUCUAACGUGUUUGUAGCAGGUGAUAGUGCUGGUGGCAAUAUAGCACAUAACGUGAGCUUAAGACUGAGUGUCAAUUGGGCACAGCUAAAACCAUUGAUUUUCAAAGGUAACAUUCUAAUCCAACCUUUUUUUGGUGGAGAAUCAAGAACCAUUUCGGAAGCCCUCAUGGUCCAACCACGGGGCUCUGUGCUCAACCUAGUGGCCUCAGACACUUACUGGAGACUCUCGCUACCGAAGGGGGCAAACCGUGACCAUCCAUGGUGCAACUCGAGGGCAAAAAGGUCAAGCAUACAAGUUGAGCAUGUGGUGUAUAAAGACGUGGGUCAUGCAUUCCAAAUCCUUGACAAAUCUCAAUUUUCACAGAUGCAAACACAGGAAAUGAUUUCUCACAUCAAGGCCUUCGUCAGCAAAAGGAUGAAUAGUGGAUGA